This is a messenger RNA of Engraulis encrasicolus (European anchovy), 1635 nucleotides long. RefSeq names its product mitotic apparatus protein p62-like. Gene Ontology annotation, cellular component: cytoplasm. Gene Ontology annotation, molecular function: NAD+ poly-ADP-ribosyltransferase activity. The coding region runs from base 52 to 858 and encodes 268 amino acids. The record is from RefSeq and is a predicted model, not a curated record. The transcript has 2 exons. Lineage: Eukaryota; Metazoa; Chordata; Actinopteri; Clupeiformes; Engraulidae.
UCGAGGACGGCAUAUUUUUUUGGAGGCAUCAUCGAGGAGCAAUUUAACAAAAUGGGGAAAUCUUCAUUUGGUAAAUAUUUCAAAAGGGGCAAAGACUACAAGAAGGAGCAGACGUACAUCAUGUACCAUGGGACCACUAUGCAGACCGCACGAAAGAUCAAGCGUGCAGGUUUCCUUCCGUCUUCAGAUGGCAUGCUUGGCCGUGGCGUCUAUGUCAGCCGGAGCUUCCAGAAAGCGGCAUGCUACCCCAAGGGUGCCAAAGGUCAAGAGCGGGCAGUACUGGAGCUGAGCGUGCGCGUGGGCAAAGUGAAGAAGAUUGACAGGCAAGGCCACCCAUUGCAGAAGAGCUGGCAUGAGGCAGGCUUCGACACGGCCUGGGUCCCACCCAACUGUGGCAUGGUGAGAAGUGGUCGACAGGAAAACUGCAUUUGGGACCCAAGGAGAAUAAAAGUGAACUCCAUCCAACGGAACACCUACAGGGGCAAGGACGAGGAGUCAACUGACGAGGAGGAAGAUGAUGAUGAGGAGGAGGAGGAGGAGGAGGGAGAAGACCAAAUGUCAGACACCUAUGAUAAUGAUACAGAUGAUGAGCACAAUGUGGCUUCCCACACAUCUGGUGAGGAUUCCACUAGCUCCAGUAUAGCUGAUGAUGAUGAUGAUGAUGAUGAUGAUGAUGAUGAUGAUGAUGAUGAUUCUGAUUCUGAUUCUGAUUCGGAGGAAACUGGUGGUGAGCUCAGUGGCGAAUGUUAUGAAGAGCAAAGUGACCAAAGUGAUGAAUAUCAGGAGCAAAGUGAUGAAUUCUAUGAAGAGCGACAUAAUUAUGAAGAGGGAAGCGAUGAUGAUGAUGAUAGCUACUGACAGUCAGACAGGCACUUGUCUUGAAUGCAAACUUUCCCAUUUUGUUUGCAUUAUAGGAAUAUACCACUAGUGGGUUAUGCCAUAUCUGUCUGAAAUAGAUACAGUAUAUCAGUACCACAAAGAUGCCAAGUAUGUAAACAUUGUGUCAAAGUUAAAUUUUGUGUGGUCAUGCUGGUGUAUUAUUUUUUAUAGCGUAUCUGGUCAUAUGUUGGUCACAGUGCUCUCCUGGCUAUUUGCCUGCCUUGCAUAGUCCCUGUUCAGUGUUUUUCUUGAUUUUUCAUGUUGGCAUCUGAUGAUCUGACUGUUGCUUUGUACUUUUUUCUGACUACAUUUCUUUCUGCCAUGAUGAGAUCAUUGUUGUUGGUCAUUUGUUGUCGCUGUGUUCAUUAUUUUUUAAUUCAUUAUUGGACAAGUCUUACUCUUACUUUGUAUAAAUGUAGUAUUGGACUGGUCAAGUAUGCUCAUGUGCAAAUUUCCCUCCAUAAAUCAGUGGUUGGUUAACUGGAACAGUCUUGGGACCCACCAUUUUCCAUGGACAUUACGGUGUGGACCCUUUUUUUUUCAGAAACUGGACAAUUUAUUCCAUUAUCAAAAAUAUAACAAUGCAUAGCAUACAGUAUGUUUUGCAUCAGCAUUUUAUGCUGACAUACAACAUGGCUAGAGACUAGUGGACAGGAGUAUUAACAAUGUUUCACCAUCUCUUCAACAUGACAUUGAUAAUUGAUGAACAUGUAUUCAUUACUGCGCCUUGUCUCAAUCUUUGAACUGGUAAUAAAA